UGGUGUUGAAAGCCAAGUAAAAUAGAUGGGUUUUAAGACGAGCUUUAACACCCACAAACACCCACAUGAAAUAUACCGAUAUUAUGAAUAAUAGUUUUUUCUUAGGGAGUAAAUGUAGGGUAGAGUUCGACAUUAUUUGUCACAGUCUUUGAGUGUCUGAGUCUUGGGUUUUUGAUUAUGUUUGAUCAUAUUCUUGUGGAAAAUGUGUCUUCUAUAAUGUGUGAAUGACUGAAUGUAGUGUGAAGCGCUUUGGGGUCAUCUGGACUUGAUAAAACACAAGUACAGGCCAUUUCUACAUGUUUCUUAUGUAAAAAAAAUUAGUUAAAACACUUCAAAGAGCAUCAUUCAAGCAGCUACCUGCACUUUGUCUCUGACAACCAUGACUUUAUCAGCAGUACUAUGGUCAUCAGCUUUUUAGAAGCACAUGCAGACUGUCUUAGGAUUCUACUAUUUCAUCUCACAUAUUAUCUUAACUAGGUAUUCAAAAGUGACAGAAGGUCUGAGUGUAUGAGCGAAAAUGUUUUUUGAAUAAGGACUUAAAUUGUUAAGGGCGAAAUUAAAAAACGUCACCCUAUGUGAAAUGUUGAAGAACCACAGUUUUAAAUUUCAAUUUCCAUAGCCACAUUCAGGAUGAAAAUUCACUUUUAAAAAAACCUGGUGGACAAAUUGAAGUCGGCUAUAUUAUAAACACUAAAUCAUUCCCUUUAAAACAAAAACUCAUAAUUUAACUGCUUUAGUCAGUAUAGACAAAAAUGUUGAGCUAGUUGUCAAAAUCUGUGAACCAAAUGUUAUGCAUUUCCUUAUAUGAUUCUUUACUGAAAAUGUCUCCAAAUUGAACAGUUUUGAGGUGAAUCUGAGUUUUUCUCUGACGAUAUUGUUUACAGUUAAGCACAAUUUUACCCACAGGGUAUUUGUUGUAAAAAAGGUUUGGAGUUUGCAUGCACAACUCUAUAAAUAAAUUAGAACUGCAAAGAGCAGUAAAAAUAUGACGCACAUGUAUUUAUUGUCUUGUACUCGUUCCUCCCACAUUAAUGUGUAACUUAACUGUACUUCUCACCUGGUGCUGUCUGUGUAAAUUCUGGGAUGAUCAAUUCAGUCCAUGUGCAAUGGGCAUUAAGUGAAAGAGGGCCCUCUAAGUCAAUUUAAUGACGAAGGGGUUGUUAUUAUUUAGUAUUAAUAUGGUGGCAUUCUCGUCAAUAUAUGUGAAAGUCUGUAUUUUAGUUUCUUAAAAUCGCCUCACAUAAUCUGAAGGCUAUAGAACCUAUGUAACACCUGGUUGGGUCAUGUAACACUGUAGCGUAGGCAGAGGCUUUUAUUUUGAAAAGGGCGUGCCUUACGCACCUCUAGUUGCAUACAGAUUCACAGACCAGUGAAGUCGGUUCGGUUAAGGACGCCUGCGGUCGUUACAUAAGAGUGGGCUGAGUGAAUGGGGGAAACAUACCCGUAACACCUGCAGUGGGGUUGACACGAAUUGUCCCGCUCUGUGAUAUUUUCUGUCCCGUUGACUUUUAAACAACUCUGUUUAGAUAAAACACUGAAUUCACGAAGGUUAGAGAUUCUUUUGGGUGUACAUGAUCUUAAAUAAACUGAAUUUCAUCGAAUAUUAUAGCUAGCGUUUGUUGGAGAGCGCGGUUUAUUUAUAACCCCAAAACAUAUUCUAUUUUUAGUUCAUCUCUACCAGCUGCGAUGGAGCUCGCAGAGGAAAACUCAAAGCCUCUGUCAGAUGUCAAACCCAGUCCUGUGGAUACAGGAGCUCAGAGACCCACGUGGUGUGGGCAGCUGGACUUCAUCCUGGCCACGGUGGGAUACGCAGUGGGACUGGGAAACGUCUGGAGGUUUCCUUAUCUGUGUUACAGCAGGGGCGGAGGUGCCUUCAUUAUCCCCUACAUCGUCAUGGUUUUCAUUUGCGGCAUUCCUCUGCUCUUCAUGGAGUUUGCUGUGGGCCAGUAUACUCGUUUAGGGCCAGUGCAUGCAUUCACCAAGAUCUGCCCCCUCUGUAAAGGUAAGCCUGUAGGCCUGGCCACAGUUGUAAUCUCCUUUGUCCUCUGCACAUCCUACAAUGUGCUCAUGGGCUGGGCCUUUUUCUACUUGUUCAACUCAUUGACAAGUAGAACUCUCCCCUGGUCGUCUUGCAGCAACACGUGGAAUGUCGUUGGAAACUGCUCCAGCGGCUUCCCUGGCAAUGCCACCCAUCUGCAGUCUUCAAGCCAGCAGUUCUUUGACCACAAUCUUUUAGAGAAGACCAGUGGGAUUGAAGAAGCUGGUGGCCUACAGUGGGAAGUAUUUGGCUGUCUUCUUCUCUCAUGGAUCAUCAUUUAUUUAUGCAUAUUUAAAGGAGUCAAAUCAGGCAAGCGAAUAAGAGUGUUCUGCCCUGGCCUUGUAAUCUUCUCAGCUAUUGGCUACAUGUCUUUUAAACACAGUCUACCAGUGGACAGCAUAGCCACAGAUGGUCCUGGUUUGGUGUUUGUUGUGUAUCCUGAAGUUCUCUCCACCAUGCCCGGCUAUCAGUUCUGGGCUCCACUGUUCUUCAUCAUGCUGUUGUGUCUUGGUCUCGACAGUCAGUUUGGCAACGUAGAGGUGGUCAUGACGUUCUUGAAAGAUGAGUUUGGAGUCAAAGUUCUUCGGUACCUGAAGAGAGAGGAGCUUCUUGUUCUGGUCGUGUGUUUUGUGGGGCUUCUUUUGGGAAUCCCUCAUGUAACUCAGGGAGGCAUUUACGUGUUCCAGCUGAUGGACCACUACACUGCUGUGGUUUCCCUCAUAUGCCUGGCUUUCUUUGAAGUAGUGGCUGUAUGCUGGAUCUUUGGAGGCUCCCGUCUCUCCCUGAUGGUCAAGAGGAUGUGAAGCGAGUCUCCGAGCCUCUUCUUCCGCCUCUGCUGGCUGCUGCUCUGCCCCCUACUGAUGCUGUGCAUCCUGGCAUCCAGCGUUGUUCAGUACACGCCUCCUCACUAUGGAGAGUACAUGUACCCACUGUGGGCUGAGUUAGUGGGGUGGGUCGUCUCACGAUGA
This is a messenger RNA of Poecilia reticulata (guppy), 3006 nucleotides long. The record is from RefSeq and is a predicted model, not a curated record. NCBI's taxonomy places the organism in Eukaryota, Metazoa, Chordata, Actinopteri, Cyprinodontiformes, Poeciliidae.